UGUUGCUCAACCUUGGCAAAUGCUCAGAAUGUAAGCGGAGCGGGGAAGUUGAAAGAGGCUGGGGCUGGGCUCAGGAGGAUGCCAAACCUGUCUGGGUUUCCUUCACCGCUCUACUCCUUCCCACCCUAGCGCAGGCUGAAAGGGGACAGAGAUCUCACGAAGCAACAGGGGAGACCCACUUGCCACCCGCAAAGGGAGCAGAAGAGUCACCUGCUUGUGCCAGGAGCGGGAGACUCGGAACAACUGCACAAACAGAAUGGAGGCAAGGGGCCCAGGGACACGGGGGCAAGCAGGGUCAGCAGCCAUGCCAGGGGGCUACAUCUCCCCCAGCAGCUCCUCAGCAGCACCAAAGGCAAACCCACACAUCAGGAGCAUUGCCGGAGUCUACGUGGAGGCCUCUUCUGGCAAGACGAUGAGCCUGAAUGAAGCUGUCCAGCAUCAUUUGCUGCACCCUGAUGUUGCAUCAGCUCUCUUGGAGGCCCAGGCAGCCACCGGUGGCAUCGUUGACCUUGCGGGAAAGCAGCUGGUCUCUGUGGCAGAGGCCCUGGAGAUGGGACUGGCAGGGCUGGAGAUGAAGGAGAAGCUGCUCUGCGCAGAGCGAGCAGCAACGGGCUUCACAGACCCUUAUACAGAGGAGAAGAUCUCCCUCUACCAAGCCUUGCAGAAAGAGCUCCUUGGAAGGGAACAAGGCCUGUAUCUGCUGGAUGCCCAGUUAGCCACCGGGGGCACCAUUGAGCCGUCCACUGGUCACCGCAUCCCUCCGCAAGAGGCUUAUGAGAAGGGCUACCUUGAUGAGAAACUAAGCAAUUUCCUCUCUGACCCUGAGAACGAGGAGGCCAAGGGCUUCCUGGACCCAAACAACAACCAGAAGGUCACCUACAUGGAGCUGAUGAGAAGGUGCAUUUGUGACCACACCAGCGGCCUGCUCUUGCUGCCCCUGAAAAUCUCCUUUCCUGGGCUGCGAGGGUCUGUGUGCAGCCAUGAGCUCCUGGAUGCUGGAAUCAUUGACUCAGCCAUGUUCAAAGCCCUCCAUGACGGGGAGCUCACGGCACAGGAAGUGGCGGAGCUGGACUCUGUCCAGGGGUACCUCUCUGGGACAAAGAGCAUUGCCGGUGUGGCACUGCUGCACGCCAAUGAAUGCAAGAGUCUGUACCAGGCCUUAGCGGAGCACCUCCUAGUGCCAGGCACAGCUGUGAUUCUCCUGCAGGCUCAGGCUGCGACAGGAUGCUUGAUAGACCCUGUAAGGAACGAGAAGUUCACGGCUGAUGCGGCCAUCCGUGCAGGAGUUGUUGGGCCAGAGCUCCACGAGAAACUGUCUUCGGCAGAGAAAGCAGUCACAGGGUACAAAGACCCCUACACUGGCGAGACGGUCUCUCUGUUUCAAGCCAUGAAGAAGGGGCUUGUGCCCAGGGACCCUGGCAUUUUCCUGCUGGAUGCCCAGUUUGCCACUGGAGGCAUCGUCGACCCCCACACGCAUCACCGGCUUCCUGUGGAGAUGGCCUGUCAGCGGGGCCACUUAGACAAGGACACAGAGAGCCUCCUCCGCAACCCCACAGAUGAGAUCCGUGGGUUCUUUGAGCCCAACUCCAAGGAGAACUUGUCCUAUGCAGAACUGCUCUUGAGGUGUGUCACAGAUCCAGACACGGGCCUCUGCCUCUUGCCUCUCUCAGGAGGCCAUGGAAGGGAGAACUCUUUCAUUAACCACAACACAAAGUCCGCUCUGGAGAACGCGGCUGUGUCGGUGUCCUGUGGGAAAUUCAAGGGGAAGCAGGUUUCACUCUGGAAGCUCCUCUUCUCAGACUACUUUACAGGACAGCAGAGGACAGACCUCAUCCAGCAGUUCCGCUCUGGGCGCCUUUCCACUCGGCAACUGGCUGACAAAGUCUCUCACACUGUCCAGCAAGCCGUGGCCAACUCCAGGGUCACCUUUGAGGGCUUGAGGGACAAGGUGACGCCCGCCCAGCUUCUGAGCUCAGACAUCAUCAACAAGAAUUUGUUUGAGAAGCUGACCCAAGGGGAGACCUUGGCCAAAGAUGUCGUCAGCAUGGGCACCGUGAAGAAGUAUCUGGAAGGGACGGGCAGCAUCAGUGGGCUGCUCCUGCCCGACUCCCAGGAGAAGAUCAGCAUCUACCAAGCGAAGAGGAAAGGCUUCCUGCGGCCAGGGACCUCCCUCAUCCUCCUGGAGGCUCAGGCUGCCACAGGAUAUAUCAUUGACCCUGCAGCCAACAAGAAAUACUCUGUGGACGAGGCCCUGAGGGCCAACGUAAUUGGCCCAGAUGUUUACGACAAGCUCCUGGCUGCCGAGAAAGCUGUCACUGGCUACAGGGAUCCUUACACAGGAGAAAAGAUCUCCCUCUUCCAGGCUAUGAUGAAGGAUCUGAUCAUCAGGGACCAUGCCAUCCGCCUGCUAGAAGCACAGAUAGCGACGGGGGGCAUCAUCGACCCCAUCAACAGCCACCGCCUGCCUGUGGAAGUUGCCUACAAACGGGGCUACUUUGACAAAAAGAUGAACCUGAUUCUCUCGGACCCCAGUGAUGACACCAAGGGCUUCUUUGACCCAAACACCCAUGAGAACCUGACCUACUUGCAGCUGAAGGAGAAGUGCAUCCUAGAGCCCUCAACCUCCCUCUGCCUCCUGCCACUGAACAGCAAGAAGCCGCGGUUCAUUGACGCCACCACCAAGCAAGCGUUCAGGGGCUCCUCGGUCUUUGUGAAAUACGGGCGCUUCCGAGGGCAAAGGGUCUCCCUGUGGGAUUUGCUGAACUCUGAGUACUUCAGCGAGGGCAAGAGGAGGGAAGUCUUCAACCAUUACUGCCUGCGGAAGGUCACUCUGGAGAAAAUCCGGCUCAUGUUGGAGGAGGAGAUGAAGAAAUGGGCCUGCAUCCAGUUCCCAGCCAUAAGGGGUCGCGUCACCGCCUACCACCUGAUGGAGAUGGGCAUAAUUGACAGGACCCUCUUUGAAAGUUUGCUGGAGGGAGCUGUGAGCCCAGAGGAGGUUCUGCGCAUGGGCUCCGUCCGGAAAUACCUCUAUGGCACUGGAAGCAUUGGAGGCAUCGUGCUGCAGCCCUCCAACGAACGAGUGAGUCUCUACGAAGCCAUGAAGAGGAACAUUGUAGUGCCAGGAGUAGCCGUGCCCUUACUUGAGGCACAAGCAGCCACUGGCUUCAUCGUUGACCCAGUGAAGAAUAAAAAACUUGGCCUGGAUGAGGCUGUGAAGGAAGGCCUUGUUGGCCCCGAGCUCUAUGAGAAACUCCAACGGGCAGAAGAGGCUGUCACUGGCUACAAGGAUCCUUUCACAGGCCAGAAGAUCUCCCUCUUCCAAGCCAUGAAGAAGGGCCUUGUGGCUGACAAACAAGCCAGGCAGCUGAUGGAUGCCCAGCUGUCAACGGGGGGUGUCAUUGAUCCGCACAGCGGACAUUAUGUCCCAGUAGAAUUUGCCCAGAAGAAAGGUUACUUGGAUGAGGACUUCAGCAAAACACUUUCCAACCCAAGCAGUGGUGCCCAAACUUUCAGCACUCUGGACAGAAAGGAGAUGGUGAGCUACAGCCAGCUGAUAGAUCAGUGUCAGAAGGAUGAAGCCUCUGGGGUCCACCUGCUCCCUCUGCCGCAAGCAGCUUCUCCUGCCUCCACAGAUGAGCAGAUCAAGCAGCUCUUCAGGGAGACCUAUGUGCAGGGCAAAAGGGCCUCCCUCUGGGAGCUCCUAAACUCUGGCUACUUCACGGAGGAGCAGAGAAGAGACUUCCUGGAGAAGUUUAGGUCUGAGGCAAUAUCACUACAGCAUCUGGUCACCCUUGUCCAGGAACUCAUCAAGGAAAUGGAACUGAAGGCUCAAACCCAGGUCACUUUCCAAGGCCUGAGAGGUGCGGUUCCCGCAGUCUGGCUUUUGGAUACUGGCAUCAUUUCGGAAAAGAUAUUCAGAGAGCUGGCUCAGGGCAGGAGGACAGCCAGAGAAGUGUCUGAGAUGGACAGCGUGAAGCAAUACCUGCAGGGCACUGGCAGCAUCGCUGGGGUCUUCCUUCAGGCCUCCAACGAGAAAAUGAGCAUUUACCAAGCUAUGCAGAGGAGCCUCCUUCUCCCCGGCACAGGGGCAACGCUUCUGGAAGCCCAGGCAGCGACGGGAUCCAUCACGGACCCCGUGACCAACCAGAGGCUUGGAGCAGAAGAGGCCGUCAAAGCUGGCAUUGUAGGCGAAGAACUUGUGGAGCAGCUACUGCAGGCUGAGAGGGCCCUGACAGGCUAUCCUGACCCCUACUCAGGGAAGCCCAUCUCAGUGUAUCAGGCAAUCCAGAAGGAGCUGAUCUCCACCACUGCUGGCAUCCCCUUGCUUGAGGCCCAGUUGGCCACUGGAGGGGUCAUCGAUCCCAUCCACCACCACCACCUUCCUCUCCAGGCGGCCUACAAGCACAACUUCUACGAUGAGGAAAUGCACAAGACCCUUUCUCAGCACACUGACGACACCUGCAUCUUCUUUGACCCCAACACACAGGAAAGCCUGACCUACCAGCAGCUGAAAGAGAGGUGUAUCCGGGAUGCCGAGACAGGACACUUGCUGCUUCCUCUCUCAGAAGAGGCCACUUUCUAUGCGGAUCGGCAGACCAUGGAAGUGCUUAAAUCUGUCACCGUCGGUGUCAACAUUGGGCGGUUCAAAGGCCAAGAGGCUUCGCUCUGGGACUUACUGAACUCUGAGUACAUCACCAACAACAAGCGGAGAGAGCUGGUGGCAGCAUACAAAGAGGGGAAUGCUGAGAUCCUUGAUGAGAUUGCAGUGGCUGCCUCCAAGAUCAUCGAAGACACAGAGCAGCAGAGCAAGAGGUUCACUUUCAAGGGCCUACGCAAACAGGUGUCAGCCAGUGACCUCUUCCAGUCGGAGCUCAUAGACAAGGAAACUCUGGACGAACUGAGAGAGGGGAAGAAAACUGUCCAGGAAGUCACCCAGAUGGAUUCAGUCAGCCGAUACCUUGAGGGCGGCAACUUCAUCGCUGGAGUCCUUCUGCAGCCAAGCCAGGAGAGGCUGAGCAUCUACCAGGCCAUGCGGCAGAGUCUCCUCCGGCCAGGGGCGGCUCUGGUGCUGCUGGAAGCCCAGGCUGCCACUGGCUUCCUCCUUGACCCAGUGAGGAACAAGAAGUUGUCAGUGGACGAAGCGUUGGCAGGCGGGCUGAUUGGAAGAGAGAUUUAUGAGAAGCUGAAGAGUGCAGAAAAAGCUGUGACAGGAUACACACACCCCUACACAAAAGAACAGAUCUCCCUCUUUGAGGCCAUGAAUGAAGGGCUCAUUGUGAAAAGCCAUGGCAUUCGUCUCCUGGAGGCCCAGAUAGCCACCGGGGGCAUCAUUGACCCUGUUCACAGCCACCGCAUCCCCGUAGAAGUAGCUUACAAACGAGGUUACUUUGAUGAAAAACUGAACCAAAUCCUUUUGGACCCCACAGAUGAUACCAAAGGCUUUUUUGACCCCAACACCCAUGAGAAUCUCACCUACUUGCAGCUUCUAGAACGUUGCACCCAAGAUCCAGAGACUGGACUGUACAUGCUGCAAAUAGUCAAAAGGGGUGGAAUGUACUUUUACAUCAACGAGGCAACCAAACAGCUCCUGCGAGCACAACCGAUGGAGAUGCACAUUGGCAGGUACAAAGGCCAAACUGUCUCCAUGUGGGACCUCCUUUGCUCCCCAUACAUUCAAGAACAGAGAAGGAAAGAGCUGGUGCGCCAAUACAAGUUUGAGGGUCUGACCCUGGAACAACUCGGCAAAGCCAUCACUGCUAUCAUCGAGGAAACGGAGCAGCAGAUGCAGGCGCUCAAGCUGAAGGGACCGAGGGGGGACGUGUCAGCGGCAGAACUCUUCAACUCCGAGAUCAUUGAUAAGAAGACGCUGGAUGGGCUUCACCAGGGGCCUUGUGCCCUCCACCAACUUGCCCAGAAGGACUCAGUGAAGCGAUACCUGGAGGGAACAGGCUGCAUCGCUGGAGUCGUAGUAGCCCAAGGGCAGAAGAUGACCAUCUAUGAAGCCAUGAAGAAAGGGACCCUGUCCCCAGAACAUGGUCUGAUGUUGCUGGAAGCACAGGCUGCCACCGGAUUCAUCAUCGACCCAUUGAAGAAGAAAACGUUCUCCGUUGACCAAGCGAUCUCUGUGAGGCUUGUGGGUGAAGACCUUCGAGAGAAACUUCUUUCUGCAGAGAAAGCCGUUACUGGCUACACUGACCCUUCCACAGGGAACAAAAUAUCUCUCUUCCAAGCCAUGAAAAAAAGCAUCGUAGAGAAAGGACUUGCUCUCAGGCUUCUGGAGGCCCAGAUUGCCACUGGUGGCAUCAUUGACCCUGUGCAUGGUCACCGCAUCCCUGUGGAGGUGGCUUACAAACGGGAGUGUUUGGAUGAGGGCACUUACCUCUGGCUUUCUGAUCCAAAAUAUGCUACCAAAGGAUUUGUGGAUCCCAACACCCAGGAAAGGAUUACCUACGCCCAGCUAUUGCACAGGUGCACCAAAGAGACAGGAAUGUACCUCCUACAGCUGCUGAGCAAGAGGGACUAUUUCUAUGUAGAUGAAAUAACAAAAAAUAUAUUUUCAUCCACCAAAGUAAAUGUAACACUUGGGAAAUUCAGGGGCCAGACUGUGUCUCUGUGGGACCUUCUUUCUUCAAGCUACUUCACUGAAGAGAAGAGGAACGAGCUGAUUAAAAAAUACAAACUGGAAUCUUCUGCUGUUCUGCAGCCCAUCACGGAUGAAAUUCUGAACAUAAUAAAAAAACACGAAGAAAAUAGAAGAGAUAUAUGGUUCCAAGGGCUACGGAAACAAGUAACAGCUUCAGAACUACUGAAAGCAGAAAUAAUAGGUAAAGAGACACUGAAAAGCCUGGAGGAAGGAAAGCAAACGGCAAAAGACGUGGCCAAGAUUGACUCGGUGAAGCGAUACCUGGAGGGCACCAGCUGCAUUGCCGGAGUGCUUGUGCCGUCCAAGACAGAUCCUUCCAAGACUGAGAAGAUGAGCAUCUACCAGGCCAUGUGGAAGAAUGUCUUGAGGCCAGGAACUGCUCUGGUGCUGCUGGAGGCACAAGCUGCCACUGGGUUCAUCAUUGACCCCCUGAAGAAUGAGAGACUGUCUGUAAAUGAGGCCAUCUCUGCCAGGCUGGUGGGUGGGGAAAUUCACAACAAGCUCCUUUGUGCUGAGAAAGCUGUCACUGGAUAUACUGAUCCAAACACAGGGAAAAAUAUAUCUCUUUUCCAGGCCAUGAAGAAAGAUCUGAUCAUCAAAGAGCACGGGAUCCGCCUGCUAGAAGCCCAGAUUGCUACAGGGGGCAUAAUUGACCCAGUCAACAGCCAUCGUGUCCCUGUUGAGGUGGCCUACAAACGGGGCUAUUUUGAUGAGGAAAUGAACCAAAUUCUCUCAGACCCCACUGAUGACACCAAGGGCUUCUUCGACCCCAACACCCACGAGAAUCUCACAUAUAUGCAGUUGCUUAAGAGAUGUGUUCAUGACACAGAAACUGGACUAAUGAUGCUUCAAAUACAGGAUCAGACCUCAAUUCCCUUCAGUUUGGAGGAAAACAUAAAGAAGACUUUGAGGUCUACGACAACAAGAGUAAAUGUGGGUCAUUUCCAAGGACAGGUGGUUUCCCUUUGGGAUCUCCUCUUCUCUAAAUACAUUACAGAAAAUAAAAGCCAAGAGAUCAUAAGACUGUACAAAUCUGGAAAAAUAACAAUUCAGGAAAUGAUUGAUACAUUGAUAUCAACCAUCAAAGAGAAAGAGGAGCAGAGCAUUAAUCAACAGAGAAAACAAGAACAUGACACUGCCCAGCCAUCCAUCAAAGAGAACUGGCAGAAGACCUUGAAGUCCACGACCCUCCAAAUGCCUGCGGGGCCGCAAAGAGGCCAGACAGUCACUGUGUGGGACCUGCUCUUCUCCAACUAUAUCACGGAAGAAAAGAGGGCAGAGUUCUUGAACUUGUACAAGAGAGGGAUGCUACCAAUGGACCGGUUGAUCCAUGUCCUCACCACCCUGGUCACAAAAAAGGAAUCCACAAGUAGGAAAUUGGACAUUAAAGUGAGAAGCCCCAGCAACAAUGACUCUGAGCGGGAGGGGGACGGGGAGGAGGAAGAUGAUGAUGAUGAAGAGGAGAUGGACGCACCAGAACUGGGAGAAAAGGAAGUGGCUCUGAAAUCCCGGAAGGUUAAAGUCACCGCAAGCGCGUUCCACGGAAAGGAGGUGUCCGUGUGGGACGUGCUCCACUCCAAAUACAUCCCUGAGGAGAAGCAGAAGGAGCUGUUUCAACUCUACAAAUCUGGCAUCCUCACCAUUGACCAAAUGGAAACCGUAGUCACCGCCAUCGUCAACAAAACAGAGGAGGAGAAAAGGAAGGAAGCAUCCCAUUCGCCCUCGCCCUCGGGAAGCUGGGAAGAGCCCUUGCGGAAUCACACCGUGGUCCUGCAUGUCGGUGAGUUCCAGGGGCAAGAAGUCUCCCUGUGGGACCUCCUCUUCUCUCAAUACAUUCCAGAAGCCCAGAGAGAGGAGCUCUUCACAAAGCACCGGUCAGGAAUCCUCAGCAUUCAGGAAAUUAUUAUGACACUGGCCCCCCUUCUCACAGAGACAGGAGGAAGCCACGGCGGAGAUAGAGAAGGUGCCCGCAGUCCCAGCAGGGAAAGGACUCCGUCCCAAGGAGAUCCUGCUGCAGCAUCCUCAAGCGAGGAAGAACUGGAAAGUGCCUUGCGGCAGGUGACCGUGGAGGUGCCCUCGGGCGAGUUCCAAGGCCACAGGCAGUCCGCAUGGGAUCUUCUCUUCUCCAAAUACGUGACUGCAGACAAACGGCAGGAACUCCUGGAGAAGUUCCGAGCAGGAUCCUUGACCAGCGAGGAGCUCGUCCGAAGGAUCACCAUCCUCAUUGAGGAGAUGGAGGAAAAGAGCAACAAGCUGAAAUUUUUUGGGCUCAGGAGGCAGGUGACGGCCUCGGAGCUCUUCAACUCGGAAAUCAUUGACAAGGAAACACUCUCUGAACUCACGCACGGAACCAAAACUGUAGAAGAGGUCACGGAAAGAGAUUCGGUGAAGCGAUACCUGGAGGGCACCAGCUGCAUUGCCGGAGUUCUCGUGCCGUCCCGCUCAGACCCUUCCAAGACAGAGAAGAUGACCAUCUACCAGGCCAUGUGGAAAGGCUUCUUGAGGCCGGGCACCGCCCUGGUGCUGCUGGAGGCACAGGCCGCCACGGGGUUCAUCACGGACCCUCUGAAGAACGAGAAGCUCUCUGUCGACGAAGCUGUCUCUGCCGACCUGGUGGGUGCUGAGCUGAAGGACAAGCUUCUCUCUGCAGAGAGAGCCGUGACCGGAUACAACGACCCCUACACGGGGAACAAGAUCUCCCUUUUCCAGGCCAUGAGGAAAGGCCUCAUCGUCAAAGAUCACGGCAUCCGCCUCCUGGAGGCUCAGAUCGCCACUGGCGGCAUAAUCGACCCAGUGCAAAGUCAUCGCCUCCCCGUCAACGUAGCAUACAAGCGGGGCUUCUUUGACGAGGAAAUGAACCGCGUCCUCUCAGAUCCCACCGAUGACACCAAGGGCUUCUUCGACCCCAACACCCACGAGAACCUCACGUACUUGCAGCUCCGGCACAGGUGUCUCCCUGAUCCUGAGACCGGUCUGUUGAUGCUCCAAGUGAUGGACAAGGGCUCCUUUUCCUUCUAUCUGAACGACAGCACCAGGAAGGUCCUGCAGUCUGCCAAGACCAGGGUUGGCGUGGGCCUAUUCGAGGGCCAAGAUGUCUCCGCCUGGGACCUCCUCUUCUCCAGAUACAUCUCUCCGCAUAAGAGGAUGGAGCUGCUGAGGCAAUACAAAGCUGGCACCCUAACCCUUGAGGAGAUCACCCACAACCUCGUUGCCAUCGUUACCGAGACAGAGGAAAGGAACACCAAGCUGACGGGCCACGAACACGCUCCACGUACACCUCAAGCAACAUCACCAAAGCGAGACCCUGCCCAGCCAUCCUUCGAAGAGAACUGGCAGAAGACCUUGAAGUCCACGACCCUCCAAAUGCCUGCGGGGCCGCAAAGAGGCCAGACAGUCACUGUGUGGGAGCUGCUCUUCUCCAACUAUAUCACGGAAGAAAAGAGGGCAGAGUUCUUGAACUUGUACGAGAGAGGGAUGCUACCAAUGGACCGGUUGAUCCAUGUCCUCACCACCCUGGUCACAAAAAAGGAAUCCACAAGUAGGAAAUUGGACAUUAAAGUGAGAAGCCCCGGCAAAAAUGACUCUGAGCGGGAGGAGGAGGAGGAGGAAGAGGAAGAUGAUGAUGAUGAUGAAGAGGAGAUGGACGUGCCAGAACUGGGAGAAAAGGAAGUGGCUCUGAAAUCCCGGAAGGUUAAAGUCACCGCAAGCGCGUUCCACGGAAAGGAGGUGUCCGUGUGGGACGUGCUCCACUCCAAAUACAUCCCUGAGGAGAAGCGGAAGGAGCUGCUUCAACUCUACGAAUCUGGCACCCUCACCAUUGACCAAAUGGAAACCGUAGUCACCGCCAUCGUCAACAAAACAGAGGAGGAGAAAAUGAAGGAAGCAUCCCAUUCGCCCUCGCCCUCGGGAAGCUGGGAAGGGCCCUUGCGGAAUCACACCGUGGUCCUGCAUGUCGGUGAGUUCCAGGGGCAAGAAGUCUCCCUGUGGGACCUCCUCUUCUCUCAGUACAUUCCAGAAGCCCAGAGAGAGGAGCUCCUCACAAAGUACCAGUCAGGAAUCCUCAGCAUUCAGGAAAUGAUCAUGACGCUGGCCCCCCUUCUCACAGAGACAGGAGGAAGCCACGGCGGAGAUAGAGAAGGUGCCCACAGUCCCAGCAGGGAAAGGACUCCGUCCCAAGGAGAUGCUGCUGCUGCUGCUGCUGCUGCUGCUGCUGCUGCUGCAUCCUCGCGCGAGGAAGAACUGGAAAGUGCCUUGCGGCGGGUGACCGUAGAGGUGCCCUCGGGCGAGUUCCAAGGCCACAGGCAGUCCGCAUGGGAGCUUCUCUUCUCCAAAUACGUGACCGCAGACAAACGGCAGGAACUCCUGGAGAAGUUCCGAGCAGGAUCCUUGACCAGCGAGGAGCUCGUCCGAAGAAUCACCAUCCUCAUUGAGGAGAUGGAGGAAAAGAGCAACAAGCUGAAAUUCUCGGGGCUCAGGAGGCAGGUGACGGCCUCGGAGCUCUUCAACUCGGAAAUCAUUGACAAGGAAACACUCUCUGAACUCACGCACGGAACCAAAACUGUAGAAGAGGUCACGGAAAGAGAUUCGGUGAAGCGAUACCUGGAGGGCACCAGCUGCAUUGCCGGAGUUCUGGUGCCGUCCCGCUCAGACCCUUCCAAGACAGAGAAGAUGACCAUCUACCAGGCCAUGUGGAAAGGCUUCUUGAGGCCGGGCACCGCCCUGGUGCUGCUGGAGGCACAGGCCGCCACGGGGUUCAUCACGGACCCUCUGAAGAACGAGAAGCUCUCUGUCGACGAAGCUGUCUCUGCCGAGCUGGUGGGUGCUGAGCUGAAGGACAAGCUUCUCUCUGCAGAGAGAGCCGUGACCGGAUACAACGACCCCUACACGGGGAACAAGAUCUCCCUUUUCCAGGCCAUGAGGAAAGGCCUCAUCGUCAAAGAUCACGGCAUCCGCCUCCUGGAGGCUCAGAUCGCCACUGGCGGCAUAAUCGACCCAGUGCAAAGUCAUCGCCUCCCCGUCAACGUAGCAUACAAGCGGGGCUUCUUUGACGAGGAAAUGAACCGCGUCCUCUCAGAUCCCACCGAUGACACCAAGGGCUUCUUCGACCCCAACACCCACGAGAACCUCACGUACUUGCAGCUCCGGCACAGGUGUCUCCCUGAUCCUGAGACCGGUCUGUUGAUGCUCCAAGUGAUGGACAAGGGCUCCUUUUCCUUCUAUCUGAACGACAGCACCAGGAAGGUCCUGCAGUCUGCCAAGACCAGGGUUGGCGUGGGCCUAUUCGAGGGCCAAGAUGUCUCCGCCUGGGACCUCCUCUUCUCCAGAUACAUCUCUCCGCAUAAGAGGAUGGAGCUGCUGAGGCAAUACAAAGCUGGCACCCUAACCCUUGAGGAGAUCACCCACAACCUCGUUGCCAUCGUUACCGAGACAGAGGAAAGGAACACCAAGCUGACGGGCCACGAACACGCUCCACGUACACCUCAAGCAACAUCACCAAAGCGAGACCCGGCCCAGCCAUCCUUCGAAGAGAAGACCUUGAAGUCCACGACCCUCCAAAUGCCUGCGGGGCCGCAAAGAGGCCAGACAGUCACUGUGUGGGACCUGCUCUUCUCCAACUAUAUCACGGAAGAAAAGAGGGCCGAGUUCUUGAACUUGUACGAGAGAGGGAUGCUACCAAUGGACCGGUUGAUCCAUGUCCUCACCACCCUGGUCACAAAAAAGGAAUCCACAAGUAGGAAAUUGGACAUUAAAAUGAGAAGCCCCAGCAAAAAUGACCCUGAGCGGGAGGGGGAGGAGGAGGUGGAGGAAGAUGAUGAUGAUGAAGAUGAUGAAGAGGAGAUGGACGCACCAGAACUGGGAGAAAAGGAAGUGGCUCUGAAAUCCCGGAAGGUUAAAGUCACCGCAAGCGCGUUCCACGGAAAGGAGGUGUCCGUGUGGGACGUGCUCCACUCCAAAUACAUCCCUGAGGAGAAGCGGAAGGAGCUGCUUCAACUAUAUAAAUCUGGCAUCCUCACCAUUGACCAAAUGGAAACCGUAGUCACCGCCAUCGUCAACAAAACAGAGGAGGAGAAAAGGAAGGAAGCAUCCCAUUCGCCCUCGGGAAGCUGGGAAGAGCACUUGCGGAAUCACACCGUGGUCCUGCAUGUCGGUGAGUUCCAGGGGCAAGAAGUCUCCCUGUGGGACCUGCUCUUCUCUCAGUACAUUCCAGAAGCCCAGAGAGAGGAGCUCCUCACAAAAUACCGGUCAGGAAUCCUCAGCAUUCAGGAAAUAAUUGAUACAUUGAUAUCAACCAUCAAAGAGAAAGAGGAGCAGAGCAUUAAUCAACAGAGAAAACUAGAACAUGACACUGCCCACCCAUCCAUCAAAGAGAACUGGCAGAAGACCUUGAAGUCCACGACCCUCCAAAUGCCUGCGGGGCCGCAAAGAGGCCAGACAGUCACUGUGUGGGACCUGCUCUUCUCCAACUAUAUCACGGAAGAAAAGAGGGCAGAGUUCUUGAACUUGUACAAGAGAGGAAUGCUACCAAUGGACCGGUUCAUCCAUGUCCUCACCACCCUGGUCACAAAAAAGGAAUCCACAAGUAGGAAAUUGGACAUUAAAGUGAGAAGCCCCGGCAAAAAUGACUCUGAGCGGGAGGAGGAGGAGGAGGAAGAAGAAGAUGAUGAUGAUGAAGAGGAUGAAGAGGAGAUGGACGCGCCAGAACUGGGAGAAAAGGAAGUGGCUCUGAAAUCCCGGAAGGUUAAAGUCACCGCAAGCGCGUUCCAUGGAAAGGAGGUGUCCGUGUGGGACGUGCUCCACUCCAAAUACAUCCCUGAGGAGAAGCGGAAGGAGCUGCUUCAACUCUACAAAUCUGGCACCCUCACCAUUGACCAAAUGGAAACCGUAGUCACCGCCAUCGUCAACAAAACAGAGGAGGAGAAAAGGAAGGAAGCAUCCCAUUCGCCCUCGGGAAGCUGGGAAGAGCCCUUGCGGAAUCACACCGUGGUCCUGCAUGUCGGUGAGUUCCAGGGGCAAGAAGUCUCCCUGUGGGACCUCCUCUUCUCUCAGUACAUUCCGGAAGCCCAGAGAGAGGAGCUCUUCACAAAGUACCGGUCAGGAAUCCUCAGCAUUCAGGAAAUGAUCAUGACGCUGGCCCCCCUUCUCACAGAGACAGGAGGAAGCCACGGCGGAGAUAGAGAAGGUGCCCGCAGUCCCAGCAGGGAAAGGACUCCGUCCCAAGGAGAUGCUGCUGCAGCAUCCUCAAGCGAGGAAGAACUGGAAAGUGCCUUGCGGCGGGUGACCGUGGAGGUGCCCUCGGGCGAGUUCCAAGGCCACAGGCAGUCCGCAUGGGAUCUUCUCUUCUCCAAAUACGUGACCGCAGACAAACGGCAGGAACUCCUGGAGAAGUUCCGAGCAGGAUCCUUGACCAGCGAGGAGCUCGUCCGAAGAAUCACCAUCCUCAUUGAGGAGAUGGAGGAAAAGAGCAACAAGCUGAAAUUCUCGGGGCUCAGGAGGCAGGUGACGGCCUCGGAGCUCUUCAACUCAGAAAUCAUUGACAAGGAAACACUCUCUGAACUCACGCACGGAACCAAAACUGUAGAAGAGGUCACGGAAAGAGAUUCGGUGAAGCGAUACCUGGAGGGCACCAGCUGCAUUGCCGGAGUUCUCGUGCCGUCCCGCUCAGACCCUUCCAAGACAGAGAAGAUGACCAUCUACCAGGCCAUGUGGAAAGGCUUCUUGAGGCCGGGCACCGCCCUGGUGCUGCUGGAGGCACAGGCCGCCACGGGGUUCAUCACGGACCCUCUGAAGAACGAGAAGCUCUCUGUCGACGAAGCUGUCUCUGCCGACCUGGUGGGUGCUGAGCUGAAGGACAAGCUUCUCUCUGCAGAGAGAGCCGUGACCGGAUACAACGACCCCUACACGGGGAACAAGAUCUCCCUUUUCCAGGCCAUGAAGAAAGGCCUCAUCGUCAAAGAUCACGGCAUCCGCCUCCUGGAGGCUCAGAUCGCCACUGGCGGCAUAAUCGACCCAGUGCAAAGUCAUCGCCUCCCCGUCAACGUAGCAUACAAGCGGGGCUUCUUUGACGAGGAAAUGAACCGCGUCCUCUCAGAUCCCACCGAUGACACCAAGGGCUUCUUCGACCCCAACACCCACGAGAACCUCACGUACUUGCAGCUCCGGCACAGGUGUCUCCCUGAUCCUGAGACCGGUCUGUUGAUGCUCCAAGUGAUGGACAAGGGCUCCUUUUCCUUCUAUCUGAACGACAGCACAAGGAAGGCCCUGCAAUCCGCCAAGACCAGGGUUGGCGUGGGCCUAUUCGAGGGCCAAGAUGUCUCCGCCUGGGACCUCCUCUUCUCCAGAUACAUCUCUCCGCAUAAGAGGAUGGAGCUGCUGAGGCAGUACAAAGCUGGCACCCUAACCCUUGAGGAGAUCACCCACAACCUCGUUGCCAUCGUUACCGAGACAGAGGAAAGGAACACCAAGCUGACGGGCCACGAACACGCUCCACGUACACCUCAAGCAACAUCACCAAAGCGAGACCCUGCCCAGCCAUCCUUCGAAGAGAACUGGCAGAAGACCUUGAAGUCCACGACCCUCCAAAUGCCUGCGGGGCCGCAAAGAGGCCAGACAGUCACUGUGUGGGACCUGCUCUUCUCCAACUAUAUCACGGAAGAAAAGAGGGCAGAGUUCUUGAACUUGUACAAGAGAGGGAUGCUACCAAUGGACCGGUUGAUCCAUGUCCUCACCACCCUGGUCACAAAAAAGGAAUCCACAAGUAGGAAAUUGGACAUUAAAGUGAGAAGCCCCAGCAACAAUGACCCUCAGCGGGAGGGGGAGGAGGAGGAAGAUGAUGAUGAUGAUGAAGAUGAUGAAGAGGAGAUGGACACGCCAGAACUGGGAGAAAAGGAAGUGGCUCUGAAAUCCCGGAAGGUUAAAGUCACCGCAAGCGCGUUCCAUGGAAAGGAGGUGUCCGUGUGGGACGUGCUCCACUCCAAAUACAUCCCUGAGGAGAAGCGGAAGGAGCUGCUUCAACUCUACAAAUCUGGCACCCUCACCAUUGACCAAAUGGAAACCGUAGUCACUGCCAUCGUCAACAAAACAGAGGAGGAGAAAAUGAAGGAAGCAUCCCAUUCGCCCUCGCCCUCGGGAAGCUGGGAAGGGCCCUUGCGGAAUCACACCGUGGUCCUGCAUGUCGGUGAGUUCCAGGGGCAAGAAGUCUCCCUGUGGGACCUCCUCUUCUCUCAGUACAUUCCAGAAGCCCAGAGAGAGGAGCUCCUCACAAAGUACCGGUCAGGAAUCCUCAGCAUUCAGGAAAUGAUCAUGACGCUGGCCCCCCUUCUCACAGAGACAGGAGGAAGCCACAGCGGAGAUAGAGAAGGUGCCCGCAGUCCCAGCAGGGAAAGGACUCCGUCCCAAGGAGAUGCUGCUGCAGCAUCCUCAAGCGAGGAAGAACUGGAAAGUGCCUUGCGGCGGGUGACCGUGGAGGUGCCCUCGGGCGAGUUCCAAGGCCACAGGCAGUCCGCAUGGGAUCUUCUCUUCUCCAAAUACGUGACCGCAGACAAACGGCAGGAACUCCUGGAGAAGUUCCGAGCAGGAUCCUUGACCAGCAAGGAGCUCGUCCGAAGGAUCACCAUCCUCAUUGAGGAGAUGGAGGAAAAGAGCAACAAGCUGAAAUUUUCUGGGCUCAGGAGGCAGGUGACGGCCUCGGAGCUCUUCAACUCGGAAAUCAUUGACAAGGAAACACUCUCUGAACUCACGCACGGAACCAAAACUGUAGAAGAGGUCACGGAAAGAGAUUCGGUGAAGCGAUACCUGGAGGGCACCAGCUGCAUUGCCGGAGUUCUGGUGCCGUCCCGCUCAGACCCUUCCAAGACAGAGAAGAUGACCAUCUACCAGGCCAUGUGGAAAGGCUUCUUGAGGCCGGGCACCGCCCUGGUGCUGCUGGAGGCACAGGCCGCCACGGGGUUCAUCACGGACCCUCUGAAGAACGAGAAGCUCUCUGUCGACGAAGCUGUCUCUGCCGAGCUGGUGGGUGCUGAGCUGAAGGACAAGCUUCUCUCUGCAGAGAGAGCCGUGACCGGAUACAACGACCCCUACACGGGGAACAAGAUCUCCCUUUUCCAGGCCAUGAAGAAAGGCCUCAUCGUCAAAGAUCACGGCAUCCGCCUCCUGGAGGCUCAGAUCGCCACUGGCGGCAUAAUCGACCCAGUGCAAAGUCAUCGCCUCCCCGUCAACGUAGCAUACAAGCGGGGUUUCUUUGACGAGGAAAUGAACCGCGUCCUCUCAGAUCCCACCGAUGACACCAAGGGCUUCUUCGACCCCAACACCCACGAGAACCUCACGUACUUGCAGCUCCGGCACAGGUGUCUCCCUGAUCCUGAGACUGGUCUGUUGAUGCUCCAAGUGAUGGACAAGGGCUCCUUUUCCUUCUAUCUGAAUGACAGCACCAGGAAGGCCCUGCAGUCUGCCAAGACCAGGGUUGGCAUGGGCCUAUUCGAGGGCCAAGAUGUCUCUGCCUGGGACCUCCUCUUCUCCAGAUACAUCUCUCCGCAUAAGAGGAUGGAGCUGCUGAGGCAGUACAAAGCUGGCACCCUAACCCUUGAGGAGAUCACCCACAACCUCGUUGCCAUCGUUACCGAGACAGAGGAAAGGAACACCAAGCUGACGGGCCAUGAAAACGCUCCACGUACACCUCAAGCAACAUCACCAAAGCGAGACCCGGCCCAGACAUCCUUCGAAGAGAACUGGCAGAAGACCUUGAAGUCCACGACCCUCCAAAUGCCUGCUGGGCCGCAAAGAGGCCAGACAGUCACUGUGUGGGACCUGCUCUUCUCCAACUAUAUCACGGAAGAAAAGAGGGCAGAGUUCUUGAGCUUGUACAAGAGAGGGAUGCUACCAAUGGACCGGUUGAUCCAUGUCCUCACCACCCUGGUCACAAAAAAGGAAUCCACAAGUAGGAAAUUGGACAUUAAAGUGAGAAGCCCCAGCAAAAAUGACUCUGAGCGGGCGGAGGAGGAGGAAGAUGAUGAUGAUGAAGCUGAGGAGGAGGAGAUGGACGCGCCAGAACUGGGAGAAAAGGAAGUGGCUCUGAAAUCCCGGAAGGUUAAAGUCAACGCAAGCGCGUUCCACGGAAAGGAGGUGUCCGUGUGGGACGUGCUCCACUCCAAAUACAUCCCUGAGGAGAAGCGGAAGGAGCUGCUUCAACUAUAUAAAUCUGGCAUCCUCACCAUUGACCAAAUGGAAACCGUAGUCACCGCCAUCGUCAACAAAACAGAGGAGGAGAAAAUGAAGGAAGCAUCCCCUUCGCCCUCGGGAAGCUGGGAAGAGCCCUUGCAGAAUCACACCGUGGUCCUGCAUGUCGGUGAGUUCCAGGGGCAAGAAGUCUCCCUGUGGGACCUCCUCUUCUCUCAGUACAUCUCAGAGGGCAAAAGAGAAGAGCUUCUAAGCAUAUAUAGAAAUUGUCAACUAACUCCUGAGGAAUUGGCAGCUGUUCUUUCUACUCUUAUUACUGAAAUGUCAGAGCAACGCCAUAAACCUUAUGCAGAUAAUCUCUCAUCUGCUGACAUAGCUUCAUCUGGGACAGAAGAAGCAUCACUUCUGGAAUGGGAAGAAAAGGAAAAAGCUCUAAAAUCCCGAAUGGUGGAGGUCACCAUAGGUGAGUUCCGUGGACGGAAGCUUUCUGUGUGGGACAUCCUUCACUCCAAGUACAUCCCUGAGGAGAAGCAGGAGGAGUUGUUGAAGCUGUACAGAUCAGGGGUCCUCACCACUGACCAAGUCGAAACUGUUGCCACCUCCAUUGUCACUAAAACUGAGGAGCAUCCGGAGAGGACUUCACAUCUUAGCAGUGAUGCAAUUGAGCAAAAGGAUAUUGAAGCUCCAGAGUCAUCAUACUAUGACCUUCUCCAGCACACCUUGCGCCUUAAAAAUAUCGAUGUCACCAUACGAGAAAUCCAUGAUCAAAAGGCUUCCGUCUGGGAUCCUUUCUUUUCACGGUUUGUCUCCAAUAUCAGGAAAGAGGAGAUUGUACACAGACAUGGAGCACCAACCGUAAGCGUUAAAGAAAGUAUUCAAAGCAUCACUACACUUAUUACACAACCCACAAUGGGUAGUGGCACACCAUGCAGAAGUGAGGAAAUUCCCAUGGAAGACAUUAAACCACCCAGGACACUUGACGCUUCUCAGGCAGAAGACCAAGAGAGAACGCAGGAUGCUUUGAAAUCCAGACUGGUCAACGUAUCCAUUGGUCAAUUUCAUGAGCCCCAUGUAUCAUUGUGGGAUCUGCUCCAUUCUCAUUAUAUCCCCGAGGAGAAACGGAAGGAGCUGCUGCAACUGUACCAGUCUGGCAUCCUCACCAUUGACCAAAUGGAAACCGUCGUGACUUCUAUCAUCAACAGAACAGAGGAGGAGAAAGUCACUGACCCUGGAUGUGUUGCAAGUCCAAAACAAGAGACACGAUUGCCAGACAGAGCUGAGAACAUUUGCCUCUCCCCUUCCUCUUCUUUGGAAAACAUGCUACGCUCUGAGAGUUUUGUGGUACCAGUUGGAGAGUUCAAAGGGCAGAUGGUGUCUUGCUGGAAUCUUCUCUUCUCCAAAUACAUCUCAGAGGAGAAGAAGCAGGAACUUCUAAACAAAUGUGAAGCCAAAGCGCUCUCUGUGCAGGAACUAAUUGGCAUUCUCACCAGCAUCAUCACCGAAAUGGAAAAGCGUGACAGAGAUCAGCCAGCAAGUGCGGAGGGCAGCCUCGCGGAGGAACACGCCAAUUCACAUGCACGGCAGCAGCAGCUGAGGAAAUCCUUGAGGACAACUAUGGUCCACGUGACUGCAGGAGAGUACAAGGGGCAAAAGGUUUGUGUGCUGGAUCUUCUGUUUUCUAAGUAUGUCCCUCAAGAUAAAAGGCAAGAGUUCCUUGAAUUGUACAGAGCAGGGACAUUGCCCAUUCAAGAAAUGAUAACCACGAUCACUGCCAUGAUUGAUGAGGUUGAAAGCAAACGUGGGAAGCACAACACAAACAGAAAAACGUCCUGCAGAAAAGGGAAAGUAUGUUGGAAAGACCAGGGUGCCCACUUAUAGCCAAGUGAGUCAUCAAAGCCUGGUGGUUCAUUCGGCUCUCUCUAACCAAAGGCUGCCCGCCCCGCCCCCCAGCAUCCAUCCUUAACCAACAUUCUCCUUCACAAGAACACCACGGAUGGGCCCUGUCAGCAGGAAGCUGUUCAUCUGCUGUGAACUUUUGAGAGAGUUCUUAAUGUUUCUCACUGUUCUCUACCACUGCAUUUGCACACUGGUGGGGGCCUGGGGCACUUCUUGUUUUGAGCAUCUGGAAAUGAAUACUUGA
Zootoca vivipara (common lizard) is the source of this 19955-nucleotide messenger RNA. It is a transcript of the gene EPPK1, whose product is annotated as epiplakin 1. NCBI's taxonomy places the organism in Eukaryota, Metazoa, Chordata, Lepidosauria, Squamata, Lacertidae. Gene Ontology annotation, molecular function: structural molecule activity; keratin filament binding. The record is from RefSeq and is a predicted model, not a curated record. Gene Ontology annotation, biological process: wound healing; intermediate filament bundle assembly. Gene Ontology annotation, cellular component: cell junction; cytoskeleton; keratin filament.